AUGUUGCCCAAGGUCAACUCUCAUUGUCUGAUUCCCAUCGCCCAUUUGGACGCUAUCGAGAAAGAGAGUCUCCCUCCCUCAGCAUACUUUCACGGCGUCAUCCGUAACGAGAUCGGGGUCUUCGUCGUCUUCAACGCGGACUCUCCCGCUCUUUUUGAUAUCCCUCGCCCCCAUAAAGACUCUGAUGCAUGUCCGGCACUAUACUCGACGAGCUGGGCUAGCUAUUCCCGUGCUUAUCUAUGCUGUGGACCACGUCGCCCGAUCUUCGACGGGGACCUUCUUUCCGUUCUCGACAUCGACUCCCGCUCCCUUCCGACGAGCAAAACCACGUCCUCGAGUGGAUCACAAUGGAGUCUCUCAUCUGAUCUCGUUGAGAAGUGGAGCGGUCUAGAAGGGUUUCUGUGCAAGGUCGUUACUGCUUUACGGUCCGAGGUGCAGGGACUUGUCCCAGCUGGGAUCGUAUUGCAUGCGAAGCCUGCUGCUCAUGGUUACUUGAACACAUAUGACGUUGAAGAAGACCUUCUCAGAGCCGUAUAUCACUCAAGAGACGUGUUCACCCCUCUUCUCGCUGCUAUUGCACUCCAUUUCGUUGCUUUGGAUGGAUCCAACCAGAACACGUCGUGGAGAACGAGACUCAUCCAGCAGCUCAAUCUUCAGCACAGACUGUUGGACUCGUUGGAGGAAUGCCGACUGGCUCUUGGUCUCCUGAUCAACGGAACCGCCGUCAUCAACCCCCCAAUCUAUCUCUUCCUGGGCAAAGGCGAAGAAGCUGUGAAACUGGCAUCGCGUCUAGAGGUGUUCCCCUCCAUGCAGAACAUCCAAUUGAAUGUUCAGGCCUCGAUCCGCGCUUUGAAUCAAUCACCGCCGAACCCGGUAUCCGUCUUGAAAUACGUCUUCGCUCCGAGGAUCAUGAGACGAGACGGAGUCUUCAUUAACCCAGAGUACUACGAGACUUUGGAGAGACGCCGACAGCAGUUCCCACCAGUUGAGGCCCACAGUGGCCAGAAGGAGGGAGAGAGUUUCACCGAGUUCUUUGCUCGGCGCAAAGCGCGCAAGCUUGCGGAGGAAAGUCCGAAACAAUUGCAAACUCGCCUCCAACGCGAAAACGCUGCGAGAAGCCAAAAUUGCCCGGGCCGGAAAGGUGCCAGAGUUUUCAUGUGGGAACAGACCGAAGGGUUCUACAUCCGUCGACUGGUUCAACGCAAUUGCGUUGAAGACGAAUGGUCCGAUUUCGCUCCCUCACAGCGGGUGUACGAUUCCUUCUCCAACAAGUGGGAUCUUUGCUCGCCACUCGACCCCGUGGCUCGAGCCGAACCGAGCGACGACAACGACAACGACAACGACGACUUCGCCGACAUAUAUGGCAGGGAAGCUCCGCUUCAGGCGGGAGACUUCGAUGCCGAGAUGCCCGACGGACUUCCUCCUCAAGUGCAAUCCACGCUUGGGAAUACGACGGCUGUUCUCCAAAAUCUCGACACCUACCACAAGGAAAACCGCGAAGAUAUACAGCUUCUGAACGCACCUAUUGUGGAUGUCGCAGACCGGAACCCUGUCAGAGCCACCCUCGAGUACCGUGUCGGGUUCACCGGCGAGCCACGCGAGCCACGAGAUCUAGACGAGCUCAAGAGGCCAGAGCGCACGUUUGACGACUCUGAACUGAUGGAUGUCGGCUUGUGCCGCCGCUUUCUUGGGUAUGCGGGUUCUUCAAGGCCGCAGCCACUGAGCCAUGCGGCUCGAGCUCUGAUGCUUGCGCUCAAAGGCACUAAGCGUGUCAAUGACCUUCCGCCCGACCUCUUUGAUCUAGCAGACAAUGCACUGCAACUUAACGUCUGGAGCAAGAAAGGUGUCGAGCUAUUUGUAUGGCGGCGUUUGAGCGGUCCAGCUCAUUGUAUGUUCGUGUACGUGUUGCAUCCUGCCGAGGAAGGAUCCACCGGUCGGAAGCUGUACGUUUCAGAUGCCACCACCGCCAUUCAAGUCGCCCGACUUCGUUGUUCCACUUGGGCGGCACUCAUAUCUUGCCUGUUCGAUCUUGGGUGCGAGUUUCACAUCGUCACUGAAGCUUCCACGUUCGCAGCAUCGUCCUAUCGACCGGAUCAAUACCGGUGUCGCAGUCUCGGAGUCCGCCCAGAGGAUUACAAUCCAGAUGAGCAGGAUCGUCUCAUCUACUGGGACAUGAUGCGUUCGUUCCUUCUUUCCCCCCGUGGUCGACUUGCCCUCCAAGCAGGAGGGAUUAUCGCACGCCUAGCACGUCUGGUGAUCGAAGAUGCAGAGCUUGAGCUGAGAUCUCAUUUGUCGAUGUCGGGACCGCCGAGGAACGCAUCCAUCGAAAUGAACCAGCUGGAUCCCAAUGCUCGCAAUGGGCAUCAGGAGAAGCGCAUUUCGUGGUGGCCUCAAGCAGGAGCAUGGUAUUCGUCUGGUUUGAGUGUUGGCUGGUGGACGCCGGAUUGCGAGAGCUGGUUCCAAGGGAUUCUGGAUGAGAUGAAGACCAACAAGGCUGCCGUAAUCAACAACACCAACUGGAAGCAGCGAAUCCGUGGCUACAGCGCUGCGGGUAAACUUGCCAAGAACCUCGAAGCUGUUCACGCUGAUUUUAUUGCAACCUUACCGUACGAAGAUAUAUAG
This is a messenger RNA of Mycena citricolor, 2622 nucleotides long. Lineage: Eukaryota; Fungi; Basidiomycota; Agaricomycetes; Agaricales; Mycenaceae. The record is from the annotation of a GenBank genome assembly.